AUGAACGCACAAAAGAAAAAAGAAGCAGCGCAAAAGCCAGUUGUAAAAUUUGGAAGAACAAACACGCAUAACCUUACCAUGGGAAUUGUAGGGCUUCCAAAUGUAGGAAAGUCUUCUCUCUUUAAUUCCAUGACAGGCCUCCAGGUGCCAGCAUCCAACUACGCCUUCUGCACAAUUGACCCAUCCGAGGCAAAGGUGUGCAUAAAGGAUAAGAGGUUUGAUGACCUAUGCAAAAUAUUCAAGCCAAAGAAAACAACCCCUGCCUACCUCACAGUGUUUGACAUUGCUGGGCUAGUAAAGGGCGCCUCAGAAGGGCUUGGUAUGGGAAAUAGUUUCCUAGAGAACAUUAGACAGGUGGAUGGAAUCUUUCACGUUGUAAGGUGCUUUAAUGACGAUUCCAUUGCGCACGUAGAUGACGUAGUUGAUCCUGUCAGAGACUGCAUGGUGAUUAGAGAGGAGCUCCGCCUGAAGGACUUAACAGACGCAAAGAAAAGGCUUGAAAUGGCGAAAAAGGAGCUUAGGUCAAAGCCCUCCGAUAAGUACUUCAAGAUAUACAUGGAGGGUCUGGAGAAGCUGGUUUCUGGUCUGGAGGCAGGAAAGGAUGCCCGGUUCAUUGACUUUACCUCUGACGAGAUAAAGAUGCUCAAGCCGUUGAACCUAAUAACUGCAAAGAAUGUGGUCUAUCUGGCUAACAUAAGCGCAGAUAAGUACAGACAGAAAAAGCCCACUUCUUUGGCAGUGAAGCUGAAGAAGCACCUGAUGGAGACAGACCCGGAUGCACCUUGCAUUCUAGUGUGUGCAAGCAUUCCAAUAGAGGAGUCUACCGAGUACCUGGACAAAGCCAUCACAGCAGGAUAUAAGACCCUUGAUCUUAGCACGUUCUUCACAUGCGGCCCUGAAGAAGUGCGCUGCUGGACCAUUAGAGAAGGCACUCUAGCACCAGAUGCAGGAGCAGUCAUUCAUACAGACUUUAGAACAGGCUUUGUUGCGGUAGAUGUAAUGACGUACAAUGACAUAAUAGAGCACGGAAGUGAGCAGGAGCUUAAGGCCAAGGGCCUGUGCCGAAUGAAGGGAAGAGACUACCCCGUAGUAGAUGGAGACAUUCUCCACUUCCGUGCUGGUAGAGUUAAUAAAAAGUAA
Nematocida ausubeli is the source of this 1140-nucleotide messenger RNA. RefSeq lists its product as uncharacterized. Gene Ontology annotation, cellular component: cytoplasm. The coding region runs from base 1 to 1140 and encodes 379 amino acids. The transcript has a single exon. NCBI's taxonomy places the organism in Eukaryota, Fungi, Microsporidia. Gene Ontology annotation, molecular function: ATP binding; GTP binding; ATP hydrolysis activity. The record is from RefSeq and is a predicted model, not a curated record.